AUGCUACGCAUCAACCUUUAUCGAUUGAGAAGUAAGGCCGAGGCACUGCUGGCCGGAGAGCAGGCUGGAGUCAGAGCUAGGAGAAGCACCGUGGAACACAUUUUCAACUGCAGAAUCAUCAUUGAGAAACACCCGAAGCACAAACGUGAGCUCUUCUACAACUUCAUUCACUUAACUAGUUUAAAGAAAGCUUUCGAGCGCGUGUGGCAUGAUCGCCUAUGGCAUGUUAUGAGAGGAUUCACCAUUGACAAAGGGCCGGUGGAAGUCAUUCAAGAUCUCAACGGAAACGCCAGCAGCGCAGUACUUCUCAACGGACGGACAGCAUCGAGACUUCGGGAAAUCAGUGGGCGCGUCCGUCAGGGAUGUUUUUCUCUAUCCUGUCCUGUUUAA
Messenger RNA from Dreissena polymorpha, 390 nucleotides. RefSeq lists its product as uncharacterized. NCBI's taxonomy places the organism in Eukaryota, Metazoa, Mollusca, Bivalvia, Myida, Dreissenidae. The transcript has a single exon. The coding region runs from base 1 to 390 and encodes 129 amino acids. The record is from RefSeq and is a predicted model, not a curated record.